[Torrubiella] hemipterigena is the source of this 1083-nucleotide messenger RNA. Lineage: Eukaryota; Fungi; Ascomycota; Sordariomycetes; Hypocreales; Clavicipitaceae. The record is from the annotation of a GenBank genome assembly.
AUGCUCUUGAACCUGCCCGACGAGCUCCUCCUCUGCAUCGCCGCUCACGCACCCAUCCCUACCCUUGCCACCCUCACGCUCCUCAACCGCCGCCUCCAUGCCGUCUUCGACCAGUACCUCUACACCCACGACAUGCUGCACGACGACCUGUCGCUGCUCUGGGCCGCCUGUCUCAACCGCACAUCGAUAGCCUCCAAGUCCAUUGCAGCCGCCGACUCACUUCCCCCGAAAUGUCGCUGCAUCGCCAUCCGUCACGCCGCCAUCAACGACAACCCGACCGUCCUAGCUCUACUGCUCCGCCGCCUGCGGUGCUCCCAGACACAAUGUCCCCAUCGAAUAUGGGCACUGCACGAGGCCGUCGACAAGGGCUAUCUAGGUGUUCUAGGUGUGCUUGUUGACUCGGGCCAAAUCGAUAUCCGAAGUCCCCGGCCCGAUGUAGACGAGUCGGCCCUCCAUCGAGCCCUCAGCCGGCUCGACUUUGAAAACAGAUCGUGCGACGUUGCCAAUAUGCUGCUCGAUCUUGGCGCCGUCGACGCCUCCAACGUCAACCAGCGCCGCGGGGUAUGCCAAGCUACGGUGCUGGACGCUGCAUGCCGCAAUGAUCAGCGAGCCAUUGCUAGGCGUCUGAUUGCCAUCGGCGCCGACAUCAACUGCGUCGACGUGCACAACGAGACGCCCGUCUACAUUGCCAGCAGCGGGCAUAAUUUGCCCCUGCUGCGCUACCUUCUGACAUGCAAUGCUGACCCGAAUGUCCUCACGGUGCGUAAUAGGACUGCCCUGCACUUUGCUGCCGCCUUUGGCCAGGAGCACUCGAUGCGCGAGGUCAUGCAUCUGCUGCUCGCGGCCCCGAGUAUCAACGUCAAUGCCCACACGCCGGGCUUUGGUACAGCGCUGCACUCGGCCGUAGCGCAUGACCGCGAGAUGCAGACGCAGAUGCUGCUUGAGGCGGGUGCUAACACGGAGCUUCGUGAUGAGCACGGAAUGACGCCGCUGGAUGUGGCGAGACAGAUGCAAAAUGAUAGACUGGUUGCUGUCAUUACAGCGGCCAAGGAUAAGCGACGGAGAGAGCGGAUGAAACUAUGA